GAAUCUUUACUUUUGUCAAUGUUUCGAAUUUUAGAACGAUGAUCGCGUGAAUGAACGGUAUACAUUUUUUUCACAUCCAUGCAUAGAAUACGUUACAUUUAAGUGAAUUUUUGUUUUGUGAAAGAAAAAGAAUUUAUAAAACACUUUAACCAAGUCAAGUCUUUUAUCAUUUGGAUAACGAUGAAACGAAAAAAAUUGUCAAUAUUUCGUCUAUUACAAGAACGUGAAUUAGGCAACUAUCACCAAAGUCCAUGGCUAUUUCAGGAACAUGUGCAAAAAUCAUUGAUUCGAAUGCCUGGUCAUUACAAAUUCAGCAAAAAACAACAAUAUUACAGUUUGAUUGUGGUUGAUGAUUUAUCCAUUUAUUCCAAUCGAAUGGCUGAACGUUAUACAUUAACAAAAAACCCUAAUAAUAAUGAUAUUCAACUGCAACCACUUUAUCCGUCAACAACGACAACACAACAAUCAUUUCCAUAUAAACGUUUUUUGGAUUAUAUCCUCAUCACUUCAUUGUUAUGGUCCUGUGAUAAAGUACCGUUACCGAAACAAGAUUUUCUUGAUGGUUUUUAUUGUCUUGUAUUGAAAAGAAUACCUGAAUUGAAUACAAUGUCCACCAUUCUUUAUAUACAAUCACAUCGUACAGGUGAAAUUCUUCAAUCAUUACCAUUAACUAUUGAUUCCAAUCGUCAACACAAUUUUCGUGAACUUGAAUAUGAUUUCAAUAAUCAACAAUUAAUUAUUCAUACACGAAGUACUCAAAUUCUUUCAAAGCGUUUAUUGUCAACAACACAGACCAUUAUAACAUUUUCAUUGAUAAUUUUCAAAUUAUUUCCAUUUCGAUUACGUACAUUUAUCGAUUUUACACGAAAAGCAACUGGCCAUAUAACCAAAUGGAUGAUUUCCAUACAAAAUAAUCUACUUAUGUUCAUUACGGCCAAAAACACUUUUUCCAUAUAUGAUUUGGAUGAAAUUCUUAAACUUAACGGCUAUGAUCCUUCAACAUUAAUGAAUAUAGAUUAUCAACAACAGCAAUUUCUAAAACCAAAUUGCUGUGUUCAACAAAUGCCAACAUGUUUAUAUCGGUUCAAAUGUGAUCAUAUUGAAUUCAUACCGCCGAUACCAUGGUUAUUUUUUGCACAAAUACAAAGAUCUGGAUUUUCAUGUUACUAUGUUUAUGAAUUUCCGAAAACCGGAGAACAUUACCGAGGUUAUCGUCAAUAUCUUUUUGAUGAUAGUCCUAGUCUAAAUGCCGAACUAUUUGAACAACAAAUUUAUUUUGAUGGAAUACAACGAUUAAUUUAUUAUGUAACAAGUGGUUAUCUGGCCAUUUAUCGUCAUCAUCCACAUGAUAUUCAGCGUAUUUAUGUUGUUCCAAAAGAGAUUGACAUGGAAAAAAUACAAAAGAUAAAGGUAUCCGAAUUACGAAUGAACAAUUAUAAUGAUAAUUUCGAACAAACAGAAUCCUCAUCAUCAUCACUAUCUAUAAUUAUGUCCGAUUAUCUGGAUCAAUUGGACACAAUGUUAUUGUUGACAAUUGAUGUAAAUCAUUCAAAUAGUAUGCAGCUACAUAUCGUCAAUGAUUUAUCAUCGUCAACAAUAACAACAAUAAAAACCAGUCAAAUUCGUCAUAUAGAAUUGAAGGAAAUUGAAUAUUUUGAAGAUCAUGAAUACAAAAUACAUUGGCGAAAUAAUUUUUUAAUAAUGAUCAGUGAACGACGACAAUAUACACAAUGUUUAUAUGUUUAUCAAUUUGAAUCAGAUUCAAUAAUCAAUCAAUAAAAUCUUCCCCAUUAUCAAAAUAUGAA
This is a messenger RNA of Dermatophagoides farinae (American house dust mite), 1805 nucleotides long. RefSeq lists its product as uncharacterized. The record is from RefSeq and is a predicted model, not a curated record. Gene Ontology annotation, biological process: protein ubiquitination. Lineage: Eukaryota; Metazoa; Arthropoda; Arachnida; Sarcoptiformes; Pyroglyphidae.